Epinephelus moara (kelp grouper) is the source of this 2579-nucleotide messenger RNA. RefSeq lists its product as uncharacterized. Lineage: Eukaryota; Metazoa; Chordata; Actinopteri; Perciformes; Serranidae. The record is from RefSeq and is a predicted model, not a curated record. Bases 1689 to 2450 code for a protein of 253 amino acids. The transcript is spliced from 6 exons. Gene Ontology annotation, biological process: response to bacterium.
UUUGUGAACGGUUUCAGUCUGGUUUUAAGCCCCUUCACAGCACUGAAACUGCUCUUUUAAAGUUUUUAAUGAUCUUUUGUUAAACCUUAAUUCUGGUAACUGUGCCAUUUUAAUUCUUCUUGACCUAACAGCGGCGUUUGACACAGUGGAUCACACAAUUCUCCUGUCACGCCUAGAGCAUUGUGUAGGUAUAAAAGGCACUGCUUUGAGUUGUUUUAAAUCGUACCUCUCUGACAGAUCCUUUUCUGUUCAUAUGGGGCAGUUUUCCUCCUCAGUGGCCCCUCUGACCUGCGGGGUCCCCCAGGGGUCAGUUCUGGGCCCCCUAUUGUUCUCCCUUCUGACGUGCAGGUGUUUUUGCCGUUAAAAAUUCCCUCCAAAGAUUCCCUUCAGGCCGUGCUAAACUGCAUAAGUGACAUUAAAACAUGGAUGGACUUAAACUUCUUAAAAUUAAAUGAAAACAAAACAGAGGUUGUCCUGUUCGGUCGUCCUGAUUUCAUUCAGGUCCUUACCACCUCCCUGGGCCCACUAGCACCUUACAUGAGAUCCCACGCUAGGAAUCUUGGUGUGAUUAUUGAUGGUGCUUUUAAGCUAGACAAACAGGUCAGCUCAGUGGUCAAGUCUAGCUUUUUUCAGCUGAGGCUUUUAGCCAAAGUUAAACCCUAUCUAAGCCAGAAAGACCUCGAAAAAGUUAUCCAUGCUUUUAUUACCUCUCGUUUAGAUUACUGCAACUCCCUGUACGUCGGCAUUGAGCAAUCACAGCUUAACCGCCUGCAGCUUGUUCAGAAUGCACCAGCCCGUCUCCUAACUGGGACAAAGAAAUGCGAGCACAUAACUCCGGUGCUCUCUUCACUUCACUGGCUUCCGGUUAGAGCCCUCAGAUCAGCGACUCAGAUGGUCUUGGAUGUUCCUGGAUCACUAUGGAAAACUAGAGGAGAUCGAGCCUUUGCAGUCGCGGCUCCCACGCUGUGGAACGCAUUACCGUUGACUGUGCGGACUGCGAAUAGCCUCUCCACUUUUAAAUCACUGCUCAAGACUCACUUGUUCACCUUGGCUUUUGGUUGAGUACAGUCACCUCUAUUUGGUCUUUUACCUUUGUUAUAUUUCACUGUAUAAAUGUUUUUUGUGUGUUGUUGUUGUUCUUGCUUAUUUAAAGCCAUAGUUGGUAAUCCUGUUCAGAAACACUUCUUGUUAUACUGGGUAAAAUGGUCCUUCCAUCCUGAGAGUAGGCAAUACAUAAUGUGUUCAGAAAAAGGAAUGAAAAAAAUCCAACCUCUGUGGCAGCUGCAGGCCUGUAAAAACUCUGACCAAUCCCUGCCAUUCGGUGCGAAUGGAAAGAACCAAUCAGAUGCCUUUAUGUCUCGUAUUGCCUGAGCCCCCCUCCGUUCCUCCCUGCGCCCAUUCAUCAUAUGUCACCAUUGCCGGAAAUAUUUAGCACACUCCUCAGCAGAAAUACCAAGUUAACAGGAGUUUGCUGAACAAUGGGCAGAGAAAAUGCAGCCAAAAGUACCACUUCCAGUGUUACUUGUAAUGGCUCAUCCCACUAAACAGGCUAAGAAGAGAAAGUCAGAGGCAGAGAAGGCUGCGACGAAAAGGGCUUUGGAUAAAGUGAGAGGACAAACCAGACAUCAACAGCAGUCCAGCUUUUGAAUGGUGGAGACAACUGAGGGAGCUGAAGGGCCUGAAAAGUGAUGCAGAGGUUGCUGUCUUUCUGUUGGACAGGAGUUGCACACUGUCGUGAUGAUUGGAUCUCUGAAUCAGAGUUGGAAGUGACAGUCACUCCAGGAGACAACAUCACUCUCUACUGUGACUAUAAAUUAUCCUCUGGAGAACUUAUAGUGUGGUACAGGAACUGCUCUCAUGAGAACCAGCCCUCUCUCGUCCUAAAACUAAAUCGUAAUGUGUGGAGACAGUCCACUAUUGCUGCCAGCCUUCUGAAUCCUCUUCCUCGUUUCCACUUUGUGAGAAACUAUGUGUCUGACUCCUAUGACCUGCUGAUUGUAAACGUCACUGAUUCUGAUGAGGGCCUCUACUACUGUGGAAGUGAACAGAAACAAGUGGAGGACAAAGGACAAAUUACUUCGAAAAAUAUUUACAGAUACGGCACCAAUACAACAAGGAUCAUCACAGUACUCAACUCCACUGAGCCUUACCGCCCGAUUACACAAGACUGUGGUGUGUGCUGGAUGCUGCUGUUCUCUCUGUGUCCAGCUCUCACUGUUCUCUGCUCUGUGCUCUCCUCUCUCCUGGUUUAUCACCUCUGUCGGGAAGCAGCUGAGGAACCUAAAGCUGAUAAGAAAAGACAUGACACCAGAGGCCUAACAAGAGGGGAAAAGGAUGAAGAUGUGUGUUAUGCUGCAGUGGAAAUCCGCGAGACAUCACAGAGACCAAAGAAGAAAACCCAGAGCUCAGACUUCACCACCUAUUCUGCCAUCAAUGCUUGUAGGAUGUAGAGAGCCUUACAAUUUACACAAAUAUAUAUAAAUUGUGACAUUACUUUAUUAGAGUUUAGAUUUCUACCAUUUAGUUCCCUUGCAAACAAACAGCAAUGAAAUAUGUGUGAAAUAUGGGUAAGGUUUUUC